CUCGAGGCUUUUCCUGUCUGGUUGUAAAAUGGCGCAUUGUUGUCACAUCUGCACCGCGGCUCUUUGACUCAGCUUAUGAGGCUGAUUAGUUUAUUAAACCAGACAUGCGCUUCAUGAUGUGACUGACGCAUAGCUUGGAUAUAAAUUGAACCGCGAUUCAUUCAUUUGCACGCAUGCUUCGUCUGUAACGUUGCUUGCUCUGUAGACGUUGCUUGUUAGCAUUAGCAACAUUUUACUUGCUAACAUCCACUGUGCUUUUUUUUAAUAUAGAACAGCGGUACAGAUACAUCGAUCAUGGGCUAUUUAAAACUGAUAGAGAUCGAGAACUUCAAGUCGUACAAAGGAAGGCAGAUCAUUGGACCUUUUCACAAGUUCACUGCGAUCAUCGGACCCAAUGGAUCUGGAAAGUCCAACCUCAUGGACGCCAUUAGCUUCGUGCUGGCGGAGAAGACCAGUAACCUGCGUGUGAAGACUCUGAAGGAUCUCAUCCACGGAGCGCCUGUGGGGAAGCCGGCUGCCAACAGGGCCUUUGUCAGUAUGGUGUACCAGGAGGAUAAUGGGGAGGAGCGCUCCUUCACAAGGGCCAUUAUUGGUUCCUCCUCUGAGUACCGCAUCAACAACAAGGUGGUGGGCCUGCCUGAAUACAGCGAGGAGCUGGAAAAACUCGGCAUCCUGAUCAAAGCUAGGAACUUCCUGGUCUUUCAGGGAGCUGUGGAGUCCAUUGCAAUGAAGAAUCCCAAGGAGCGUACAGCUCUGUUUGAGGAGAUCUCCCGUUCCGGAGAGCUGGCGCAGGAGUAUGACCGCAGGAAGAAGGAGAUGGUGAAGGCAGAAGAGGACACCCAGUUCAAUUAUCAUCGCAAGAAAAACAUUGCUGCAGAGCGCAAAGAAGCCAAGCAAGAGAAAGAGGAGGCUGAGCGUUACCAGCGUCUGAAGGACGAAGUAGCCAGGGCCAGUGUUCAGCUGCAGCUCUUCAAGCUAUACCACAAUGAGACUGAGAUCGAGAAGCUAAACAAAGAGCUGGCCCAGCGGAACAAGGAGAUCGAUAAGGACCGUAAAAAAAUGGACCAUGUGGAGGAGGAGCUGAAGGACAAGAAGAAGGAGCUGGGCCGGCUGAUGAGGGAACAGCAGACCAUUGAGAAAGAAAUCAAAGAGAAAGACUCUGAGCUGAACCAAAAGAGGCCGCAGUACAUUAAGGCUAAAGAGAACACCUCCCACAAGAUCAAGAAGCUUGAGGCCGCGCGUAAGUCAUUGCAAAAUGCCCAGAAGAUGUACAAGAAACGCAAAGGAGACAUGGAUGAGCUGGAUAAAGAGAUGAAAGCGGUGGAGUUGACCAAGCAAGAGUUUGAGGAGAGAAUGGAGGAGGAGGCGCAGAGCCAGGGCCAGGACCUCACCCUGGAGGAAAAUCAGGUCAAGCAGUACCACCGUCUGAAGGAGGAGGCCAGUAAACGUGCUGCUACGCUGGCACAGGAGCUGGAGAAGUUCAACCGUGAUCAGAAGGCCGACCAGGACCGCCUUGACUUGGAGGAGAGGAAGAAAGUGGAGACGGAGGCCAAAAUCAAACAGAAGAUCCGGGAAAUUGAGGAAAACCAGAAACGUAUUGAGAAAUUAGAUGACUAUAUCACCACUAGCAAGCAGUCAUUAGAUGAGCAGAAGCGCAUGGAGGAGGAGCUGACUGAGGAGGUGGAGGGCGCCAAGAGGAGGAUUGAUGAGAUCAACACGGAGCUAAAUCAGGUAAUGGAGCAGCUGGGAGAUGCCAGAAUCGACAGGCAGGAGAACAGUCGCCAGCAGCGCAAGGCUGAGAUCAUGGAGAGUAUCAAACGACUGUACCCCGGCUCUGUGUAUGGUCGUCUAAUCGACCUGUGUCAGCCCACUCAGAAGAAGUAUCAGAUUGCUGUGACUAAAGUGUUGGGCAAGAACAUGGACGCCAUCAUUGUUGACUCUGAGAAGACCGGCAGAGACUGUAUUCAAUACAUCAAAGAGCAGAGAGGAGAGCCGGAGACCUUCCUGCCUCUCGACUACCUUGAGGUGAAACCAACAGAUGAGAAACUGCGAGAGUUGAGAGGAGCCAAGCUGGUGAUUGAUGUGAUUCGCUAUGAACCCCCCCACAUCAAGAAAGCCCUGCAGUACGCAUGUGGAAACGCCCUGGUCUGUGACAACGUAGAAGAUGCAAGAAGGAUUGCGUUUGGAGGGCCAUACAGACACAAGACAGUCGCCCUGGACGGUACUCUGUUCCAGAAGUCUGGAGUCAUCUCUGGAGGAGCCAGCGACCUGAAGGCCAAGGCCAGGCGCUGGGAUGAGAAAGCGGUGGACAAGCUCAAGGAAAAGAAAGAAAAACUCACAGAAGAGCUCAAGGAGCAAAUGAAGGCCAAGAGGAAGGAGGCUGAGCUGCGUCAGGUUCAGUCUCAGGCCCACGGUCUGCAGAUGAGACUCAAGUACUCCCAGAGUGACCUGGAACAGACAAAAACCCGCCACCUCUCCCUCAACAUGCAGGAGAAGUCUAAGCUAGAGAGUGAAUUGGCAAACUUUGGCCCCCGCAUCAACGACAUCAAGAGAAUCAUCCACUCCAGAGAGAGGGAGAUCACUGACCUACGGGACCGCAUGAACCUGGUGGAGGAUGAGGUGUUUGUGGAAUUCUGCGAAGAGAUCGGAGUGAGGAACAUCCGAGAGUUUGAGGAGGAGAAGGUGAAGAGGCAGAAUGAGAUUGCAAAGAAGCGUCUUGAGUUUGAGACCCAGAAAACUCGUCUGGGGAUCCAGGUCGACUACGAGAAGAACCAGCUGAAGGAGGACCAGGAGAAAGUGACGAUGUGGGAGCAAACCGUCAAGAAGGAUGAGGCUGAAAUAGAGCGGCUUAAAAAGGAGGAGCACAGACACAUGAAGAUCAUUGAUGAGACAAUGGCCCAGCUACAGGACCUGAAGAACCAGCACCUCACCAAGAAAUCUGAAGUCAACGAUAAAAACCACGAGAUGGAGGAGAUCCGCAAAAAACUGGGUGGCGCCAACAAGGAGUUGACUCAGCUCCAGAAGGAGGUGACGGCCAUUGAGACUAAACUGGAACAGAAGCGCAGUGACCGUCACAACCUGCUGCAAGCCUGCAAAAUGCAGGACAUCCGGUUGCCUCUUCGCUCUGGAACUAUGGACGAUAUCAGCCAGGGAGAGGGGAGCUCGCAAACAGAGGAGACCAGCAGCCAGAGGACGUCCAGUACUGUUCUGGCUAAAGAGGCUCUCAUCGAAAUUGACUACAGCAUCCUGACUGAAGACCUCAAGGAUACGCUUGCGGAAGAUGAGAUCAAGGGAGAGACAAACGCACUGCAGCAGCGUCUGAACGAGCAGCAGAGCAUCUUGCAGAGGAUCAGUGCACCCAACAUGAAGGCCAUGGAGAAGCUCGAGAGCGUCAGGGACAAGUUCCAGGAGACCAGUGAUGAGUUUGAAGCUGCUCGUAAGAGAGCCAAGAAAGCCAAACAAGCCUUUGAGCAGAUUAAAAAGGAAAGGUACGACAGAUUCAAUACCUGCUUUGAGUCCGUGGCCACCAACAUUGAUGAGAUCUACAAAUCCCUCUCACGCAACAGCAGUGCCCAGGCUUUCCUGGGCCCAGAGAACCCAGAGGAGCCGUACCUGGAUGGCAUCAACUAUAACUGCGUGGCUCCAGGGAAGAGGUUCAGACCCAUGGACAACCUGUCGGGAGGAGAGAAGACAGUAGCUGCCCUCGCUCUGCUCUUUGCCAUUCACAGCUACAAACCCGCUCCCUUCUUUGUCCUGGAUGAGAUCGACGCUGCUCUGGACAACACUAACAUCGGCAAGGUGGCCAAUUACAUCAAAGACCAGUCCGUGCUGAACUUCCAGGCCAUCGUCAUUUCGCUCAAGGAGGAAUUCUACACCAAGGCCGACUCGCUCAUCGGUGUUUAUCCAGAGCAAGGAGAUUGCGUCAUCAGCAAAGUCCUCACCUUUGACCUCUCUCAGUAUCCUGACGCCAACCCGAAUCCCAAUGAAUAGGACCAGGCACUUCCAACUGGUAUUUAGUGAGAUGGAUGCUCAUGUACUCUAUAGACACAGAUCACGUAUCCAUUAGGUCCCACAUGUUAUUUCCUAUUGUUUUUUUUAAUGUGUAUGUAUUUUUGGGAUUUGUUAGAUUAGUAAAUUCUUUUUUUUUGUUGGGUGGUUGUUCUUUAUAAGCUGCAACAACCAGGAUGUAUGUACAUUUCUACAAAUCAGCCCUUUCUCAAUUUGGCCAAACACGAGUCGUUAUGAUAACGAAUCAUGAUAUCAAAGCUUUUUAACAAACAAGUUUUUAUCUUGAGCAAAAAUGUGUUGAAAUGACCUGAAACAAGUUUUAGCUCUCAUAACUUUUAUACUGCCCUCUUUUCAAUGGUGUGGUUUAAAGCCUGUCUUCUGUCGUGUGAACUAAAAGAUGUAUUUUCAUUUUUCUUAUGUGACCUUUUUAAAAGCUUAACCAUGAAACUGAUGCUACAGAUUGAAUACAAUACAGAUACAUUCCCAUGUGGUAGCUGAAACUGGCAAUGCUAUAAUGGGGCUUUGUCAAAACCACAAUCGUGAAACUCAAAGAAAAUGUGCAGCGGUGUCUGUAUAUUCCCAGAGUGAUUCAGAAUCAGCUUUAAGCAAAUGGAAAAAAUUGAUGUAAGUGAGAAUAUUCUGUCCGGGCUGUUUUGUUGUUGUUUUUUUUCUGCUUUUGAUCGCUUUGCUUCAAUAAAUAAAAUUGAAUUAUUUAA
This is a messenger RNA of Hippoglossus stenolepis (Pacific halibut), 4724 nucleotides long. It is a transcript of the gene smc1a, whose product is annotated as structural maintenance of chromosomes 1A. Gene Ontology annotation, biological process: sister chromatid cohesion. The transcript has 26 exons. The record is from RefSeq and is a predicted model, not a curated record. Bases 295 to 3990 code for a protein of 1231 amino acids. Gene Ontology annotation, cellular component: cohesin complex; chromosome; nucleus. NCBI's taxonomy places the organism in Eukaryota, Metazoa, Chordata, Actinopteri, Pleuronectiformes, Pleuronectidae. Gene Ontology annotation, molecular function: protein binding; DNA binding; ATP binding.